CCCAUAAAUUACGCAUAAAUCCUAUAAAUAACCAAUUGACACAAAUUUAUAACCCAUCAAACUAACCAUGAAACAACCCAAAUAUCUUACGCCCAAAUGAAAUCACCCGCUUUAUUUACCGUAGUAAACAUGGGGACGAGACAAGGACAAGCAUACACGUAUCCCCAUACGUGUGAGAGGGGCAGAUGGGACCAUAGCCCCGCCCAUGGCACUUGAGUCCGCUUGGAUUGGCUUCGCCGCAAUCGCCAUCAGUCUUCCACGGUUAGCCCACAACACAAGUCUAUUAGUGACCUACUAAUUAAGUGAUGGAGGUCUUUGAACAACACAACGAGAUCUCUACAUCUUACAACAACAAGGAUUUCUACAACUGCUACAUAGACGUCGAGGACAAGAAAGAAGAUUUCCUAGAGAAGACUUACAGACCGAAAUUAGAAGACACAGGCCAUUUAAACACACCGUUUUCCGUCAAAGACAUACUCAACAUCAACCAGACGAAUAUAUACAACUAUGAAAGGACAGAAACUUGGAAAAACGAACGACGAUACGACUACAUGUACCAGCCUCAAACGUGCCCUGAAUACUUCGGACAAGUUUAUCCAAAUAUCCCUAUGCAAAACAUAGAGCCUUAUUGGAGCGAGCCUUACCACGACCCGAAGAUGGAAGAAUACUACAGCUACAACCCUUAUUGUCACAACGUGUGUCAGAGCUUUGAUCAGUAUGUCCUGCCUCAUGUAGAAACAAAGGAACAUGAGAGAGAGCUUCAUACGCCGACGUCACAGUUUCAAGACAGAUUUUCUGAGAAGACUGCGCCGCCUAUUGAGGACCCGCCGCAGUAUCCUGCCAUGGAGACGUUUGAGAAGCUGCCGACAGUGUCCAGGAGAAAUUCAAAAACUCCGACAAGCCCGUGCUCAGACAAUAUGGACAGAAAGGACAAGAGAGCCAAAAGAAAACCGAGGAUCCUGUUCUCUCAAACCCAGGUCCAUGAGCUUGAGAAGCGCUUCAACGCCCAAAGAUACCUCUCAGCACCAGAACGUGAAGAGAUGGCCAAGUACUUACACCUGUCACCCACGCAGGUCAAGAUCUGGUUCCAGAACAGACGGUACAAAAGCAAAAGGAUUAAACCGGAUGAAGUAAGCACAUCUACUGAUGCUAAACCAAGCAAGAAUAUAGGCAGGAAAUUCUUCAAACCAGAAAUUAAAGAAAAAGAAGACAUUAGCUUUGACACUUUUAAAUCUAUCGCUGACACAUAUGAGAAAGACGAAUCGUUGUCAACGAAUUAUUUCGAAGAUACCUUUCCUUACGAAGAGAACCAAAACAAGUUUUUUAGAGAAAAAACUGAGGAAAAAGUUAGUUCUAAUGUGGGAAUGUACUAUGCUAACCAUUCUUACGAGAUGCCUAAAGAAUAUAACGAUACGCCGGAAGUUAAAAAGUAUUUUUCUAAAUUACAAUUUGUUGACAGUUUUUAAUGUGGAAUUCGUUUUUUAGUGCUUAUAAGUUUUAUUGUUUCGACUGUUAUGAUUUGAUAUAUUCUAGGUUGAUUUAGGUAUUGGUUUUUAAGUUGUUUUUUGUAGACGUAAUAAUGUUAUACCUACGUCUAAAUUUUUAGUUUUCGACUGUCUUUAGUUAUUAAACGUCUUGCCUUAAAAUGUGCCAUUUUAGACUGAAUACCAAAGUAUUACAACUAUUUUGUUAUUAUGUCCUUAAUUUUGAUUA
Molecule: messenger RNA, 1713 nt
Organism: Cydia amplana
Lineage: Eukaryota; Metazoa; Arthropoda; Insecta; Lepidoptera; Tortricidae
Exons: 2
Coding region: 306-1466 (386 amino acids)
Biological process (GO): regulation of transcription by RNA polymerase II; cell differentiation
Cellular component (GO): nucleus
Molecular function (GO): DNA-binding transcription factor activity, RNA polymerase II-specific; RNA polymerase II cis-regulatory region sequence-specific DNA binding
Source: RefSeq, a predicted model, not a curated record